Molecule: messenger RNA, 1490 nt
Organism: Magallana angulata
Lineage: Eukaryota; Metazoa; Mollusca; Bivalvia; Ostreida; Ostreidae
Product: ubiquitin-conjugating enzyme E2 L3-like
Exons: 4
Coding region: 70-534 (154 amino acids)
Source: RefSeq, a predicted model, not a curated record
UGACGCGUGAAGUUUGACGUUUAUCUCCCUUGGCAAUUGGAGAAAUAAGCGUCACGUGACAUUUUCAAGAUGGCAGCGACCAGGCGGCUUCAGAAGGAACUUGGAGAUUUGAGGAAAAGUGACGUUAAAUAUUUCAGAAAUAUACAGGUGGAUGAAUCAAACAUACUGCUAUGGCAAGGACUCAUAGUCCCAGAUCAACCUCCAUAUAACAAAGGAGCUUUUAAGAUUGAAAUAACAUUUCCAGCAGAGUAUCCAUUUAAACCACCAAAAGUAAAUUUUAAGACGAAGAUUUAUCAUCCAAAUAUUGAUGAAAAAGGACAAGUUUGUUUACCAAUUAUUAGUCCUGAGAACUGGAAGCCAGCUACUAAAACAGAUCAGGUUAUACAAUCAUUAAUAGACUUAGUUCAUUGUCCUGAACCAGAGCAUCCUCUCAGGGCAGAUGUUGCCGAGGAGUUUUCAAAAAACAAUGCCAAAUUUAUGAAAAAUGCCGAGGACUUCACAAAGAAAAAUGCAGAGAAACGCCCAGCUGAUUAAUUAGGAUAUAUCUUUAAUCCUUCAUCUAAAGAAGACAUGUGUUGUUCAUGGCUAAGAGAUAAAGGAAAAAUCCUGCAAGAACUAAAAGUUUUUUUUCUCGAGUUCCUUUAAAAGGACUGAAUGACUCAUGUAUUACAAAGAAAGAAAUUGUUUCUUUUAAGAUAAAAACAAAUAAUAGUUAUAUGUUCUUUGUGUUUGCUUUACCUUAAUUCUCUGAGUUGCAAAGUGCUUUUGUGAAAUUUUUUUUUUUUUUUUGCAAAAUUUGCAGAUAAUACGUUUAGGAACUUUUCAGUUACUACUUGUGGCCUGUAAAAAUUCAUGUCUAGCAGCUAACAAAUUUCUAAAUUAUAGAGUUUUGAGUUUUAUAAAUUUUGAAGAAAAACAAGGAAAAUUUGGAGGGGGGGGGGGGUUUCGGAUAGUGUGCAUUUCUGAUUAUUAUGAAUUCCUUAUAAUUCUAAUUUUUUCAUUUACCAAGUAGUACUUUUAUACAAAUAUAUAAAAUAUUAAUUGCACGUUUAAUGUGCACAUAUUUCAUGUUUGGAGUGACAACUUCAGUUGUUUACCUCCAUAAUGUUGUAUCACUAUGUGAACAACUGUGUCCUUAUGGCAUUUAUACUAACAUCAACUAUUGUGAACAACUUAUUUCCCUGAGUAAGUAGACUAAUGGCACUGAUGUAUUAUUAUUUUGUAAACGUAAAGAAUGCUUUAUUCUUGUACAUGUGCAAUGUAAUGGUAUUGUACCCACUUGAAUUAUCAAUUGCUUCACUUAUAAAGACGUAUACAUAACAGUUGUCAAGACUUUUUAACUCGGAUCUUAAUUCAGAACAGACUCAGUACAUAUGUACUCUCUACAAACUUGGAACUCGUAUCUGUGUGUGCACUGUGUCUUCUGAUCAUGGUAUUGUUGUAGCCACAUGGUCAUAUGCAAUGUUCUCAAUAAAAAAUUAUGAACAAAA